ACUCAAACAAACUAUAACACCCGUAUUACACUUGGACUCCCCCCCUGUCUCUCCUCUCUCGCCUCCUUUGUUCAAGAACAAGAAAUCUGAAAGGCCCUUUUGAUAUUGCAAAACAUGGAGAGAAAAGAUCUUGAUUACAUUUUGGUCCCAGCAGGCCUCCUAGUCAUGGUGGGAUACCAUCUCUGGCUCCUCUACCGAAUCAAAACCCAACCCAACAGCACUGUCAUCGGCAUCAAUUGCAUCAAUCGCAGUUUCUGGGUGCGCGCCAUGAUGGAGGACACGUCCAAAAAUGGUGUUCUUGCGGUGCAGACGCUUCGAAACAACAUAAUGGCAUCAACCCUUUUGGCCUCCACGGCGAUCAUGCUCAGCUCUCUCAUUGCUGUGUUGAUGAGUAGUGUAACCAAAGAUAGAAGUGCAUCGGUUUUCGUUUACGGGAACACAAGCGAGAAGGGAUACUCCAUCAAAUACUUUUCCAUUUUGGUCUGUUUCUUGGUGGCUUUCUUGUUCAAUGUGCAGUCCAUAAGGUACUACAGUCAUGCAAGCAUUCUGAUCAACGCGCCGUUCAAGAAGAUGUCUCCGCAUCUGAAGCAUCACAAUUUGACAACAGAGUAUGUGGCAAACACUGUGAACAGAGGCAGCUACUUCUGGUCUUUGGGUCUCCGAGCCUUCUACUUUUCGUUCCCUCUGUUCUUGUGGAUCUUUGGUCCCAUACCGAUGUUCUUGUCCUGCUUUGUUUUGGUUGUCAUGCUCUAUUUCCUUGACGUCACUUUCCAAUUUGGGUGGGUUGUUGGGGUUGACGAUGAGGAACAUAGCAUCAUCACCAAGGAUGAAGAACAAGGGGUGUAAAGCUCUAGCUAGCUAGCUCAUAAACAUUUCGAUUAGCAUAUGUAAUGCUACUAAUAUAAUAGUGUCAAAAAUUAGCCACUAGUGAAAAGCAAAGAUGUAGCUGUUCAUAUUCAACACAAGUUGAAUUUAAUAGCAAAGAUCUUUAAUCAAAAUAAAAGCUACUUCUUAUUUCUUA
This is a messenger RNA of Rosa chinensis, 1021 nucleotides long. RefSeq lists its product as uncharacterized. Lineage: Eukaryota; Viridiplantae; Streptophyta; Magnoliopsida; Rosales; Rosaceae. The record is from RefSeq and is a predicted model, not a curated record. The transcript is spliced from 2 exons. Bases 115 to 846 code for a protein of 243 amino acids.